AUGGGAGUUGUCAUUGUCACUGUCUAUUUGUUGUCUUUCUCAUGGCUUCUAGGCUUUUGCAUAGAUGGAGAUGAAAAGUUGCUCAUCUACGAAUACAUGCCCAAUGGCGGCCUCGAUGUCUUCCUUGUUGAUCCUAGGAUGCGUGCUCAUAUGAACUGGAGCUGGCGUCUGAAUAUCAUCAAUGGAAUUGCAAGAGGAAUGCUAUAUCUUUAUGAGGAUUCUCGGCUUAGAAUCAUUCAUAGGGACUUGAAACCAAGCAUUGUGUUAUUGGAUAGGGAAAUGAAUCCAAAGAUCUUGGACUUUGGAAUGGCAAGGAUCUUUAGAGGAAGUGAUGAUGCUACCAACACUUCCAAGAUUGUUGGAACAUGUGGUUACAUGGCUCCAGAGUUUGCUAUGGAAGAACUAUAUUUCGUCAAAUCUGAUGUUUUCAAUUUUGGUGUCCUUUUGAUUGAGAUCAUAACUGGGAGGAGGAAUGCUAGUUUCCAUCUUACUAUGUGUGCCCCUAGCCUUAUAGCAUAUGUAAGCUUAUUCGACUUGAGUUAG
This is a messenger RNA of Camellia sinensis, 543 nucleotides long. NCBI's taxonomy places the organism in Eukaryota, Viridiplantae, Streptophyta, Magnoliopsida, Ericales, Theaceae. The record is from RefSeq and is a predicted model, not a curated record.